This is a messenger RNA of Xyrauchen texanus (razorback sucker), 4202 nucleotides long. RefSeq names its product mucosa-associated lymphoid tissue lymphoma translocation protein 1 homolog. NCBI's taxonomy places the organism in Eukaryota, Metazoa, Chordata, Actinopteri, Cypriniformes, Catostomidae. The record is from RefSeq and is a predicted model, not a curated record. Gene Ontology annotation, molecular function: cysteine-type endopeptidase activity. Gene Ontology annotation, biological process: proteolysis. Bases 555 to 2987 code for a protein of 810 amino acids. The transcript is spliced from 18 exons.
CAAAUGCAUGUUAGAAAGAGGAACUACAAAAUCAGAAAGAAACUGCUUCGGAUGUUUAUCUGUACUGAUUUGCGGAUUCUGAUGAGCAGAAAGACUCACAACCGACCCUGAUUCAAAGCGGAUGAACAGAUGUUUAGGGUCUGAUUGUCUGUUUAUGUUUAGAUUAAAGUUAAUACGCAAAGAUUGCAUUAAAAUAUCAAUAUCUUUGUCAGGCGUCACUUGUGUCUCAAAUUUGUAACCUACAUAUUACGAAGCAGGGAUAAACUUACUUCCGGAAGCCUAAGAUACCGCAAUACAGCACCGACCCACCAAGGCUCGGACUUGUUGGUCCAGCACAUCUCACAGAUGCUCAAUCGGAUUGAGAUGUGGGGAAUUUGGAGGCCAGGGCAACACCUUGAACUCUUCAUCCUGUUCCUCAAACCAUCCCGAACAAUGUGUGCAGUGUGGCAGGGUGCAUUAUCCUGCUAAAAGCAGCUACUUCCAUCAGGGAAUACCCUUGCCAUGAAGGGAUGUACCUGGUCUGCAACAAUGUUUAGGUAUUCAUUCAUUGAGUUAUGGAGUGCAUGAAUUUGGGUGUGGGGACCCUUAAUGAGGCAGUAUUAAACAGACUCGGUUACAUGUUGGAUAAUUUAAUGUGUGGUUGGAAACAACUGGCAAAGGCAGUAGCCGAGCAACCACAGUUCUCUUGUAGUGACAGAGAUUUGACUGACUGCUCACUCAAAGUGCUAAGUCCUAAUGGCAGCCCUGGCCGAUACCUCCUUGCCCUCCUUGCCGAUAGAGGGUGUUCCCUGGAGUUUCUGCUUCAGUCCCUAAGGAAAAUUGAACACAGAGAGGCUGUUGGAUUUCUCACUACACAAGUGAUGGAACAAAUUGCCAUCACACUGCAGCCACAGAGUCAUCAGGUACCAGAGGGAAGUCCUGUGAUUCUGAGCUGUAAGGCAGUCGGACCUCUGGAACUCACCUACCAGUGGUUCAAGGGCAAAGAUGAGGUUCCUGGAGGCAAUGUCCCAGAGCUGCUGCUGAAUUGUGUAGGUUCAGAUCAGCAGGGGCACUACAUCUGUCGUGUAAGUUUUGGAGACAAGUUUGCCUUCUCGAAAUGGGCCCAUGUACGUCUACUGAGGUCUGGAGGUGCAAGUCCAGGCCCCAGUGGUAGCUACGUCCCAUCAUCAACUAGUGUAUUAUAUAUAUCUCAGCAUCCCAGGGCUCAGGCAUUGGUGGAGGGAGACACUCUAUAUCUCGAAUGUGCUGCUCAGGCCAACCCGCCACCACAGUUCCAGUGGUAUCAUAACAGACAGCCAAUACAAAAGUCCACGAGAAGCUUCUUGAAGAUUCCAUGUAUAACCACAGCUGACAGAGGUACAUACACUUGUAGGGUUUACAAUCUUUAUCACGAAAUGUGGAGCAAUCAGGUCCAAGUUAACAUAGGUCCUGGUUCCUUUUCUGAUGUCUCAUGGGAAACGACUGAAAUAGAUACAUCUGAUGCACCUCCAAAGCAAAUGGGUGAUUGUUGUGCCACUGAUAAGGUAGCGUUGCUUAUGGGGAAUAUGAACUACCAGCAUCACCGGCAGUUGAGAGCACCCAUGGCGGAUGUGCAUGAGUUGACAAACCUUCUACGCCAGCUAGACUUUAAAGUUGUCUCUCUGCUGGACCUCAACUGGCAGGAGAUGCACAGUGCUGUUACUGAGUUCCUGUUGCUGUUGGAUCGAGGUGUUUAUGGGUUGUUGUAUUUUGCUGGUCAUGGCUAUGAGAACUAUGGGAACAGUUUCAUGGUACCUAUUGAUGCUCCAGCCUCUCAUACCUCAAAGCACUGUGUCUGUGUGCAGGACGUGUUACAGCGCAUGCAAGAACGCCAGACAGGACUUAACGUCUUUCUGCUGGACAUGUGUCGCAAACGAAACCCAAAUGAUGACAGCAUCACACAGCCUGGCCCCUUGAAAGUUACCGCAAAUAUAGUGUUUGGCUAUGCAACGUGUGUUGAUGCCGAAGCAUUUGAAGUAAACAAAGAAGACCUCUCUAACGGAAUCUUCAUGAGCUACCUCAAGAAGAGACUGAUGGAUCCAGAGAAGGUCACGGUCUUACUUGACAAAGUAGCAGAAGACAUGGGAAAAUGUGAAAUCACUCGAGGCCGGCAGGCUCUGGAACUGCGCAGUAAUCUUUCUGAGCGCCGUGCUUUGACUGACCGCAUACAAGCACCAGCCUGCCCCAUAACAGCAUCAACACGCAAUUUACAGUGGGCUAUUGCACAUGUCCUCCCAAACAGCCGCUGUCUUGAGUUUAAAUGUGGCGUGAAGGUACAGCUGGGUUUUGCUGCAGAGUUCUCCAAUAUCAUGAUAAUCUACACUCGGAUAUUGGAAACUCCUGAAGACAUUGUGUCUUGCUCUGCCCAACUCACUGACUUCGCAGAGGGCCCUGAAGUAGACCUGAAGCACAGCAAUCAGGAGAGCCUUCGGGAGGCUGGCAGUUUACUACUUACCAUGGAUGAUCUACAGCUUCUGGAACAGCCUCAGCUCUUCACUCGUAUUAGUGCCCUGCAAAGGCUCAAGAUGGAGCUGUCGUUUAUUGUGUGUCUACACUACAAGUACACUAACCUGGAUGAAGAGUUAGUGGAGGAGCAAAAAGUGUCCAUAGGCAAACCUCUUGUUUCAAAACUUAACCUCCACGAGCCAAGACUCCCCCGUGCUUUCUCAGCAUCUUCCUCAUUAGACCUACAAAUGUCAAGCAUCCUGGAGUCUUCAUCAUUCAACGAAGACUUCAAAGCUAACCUGUCUGGCUUAGACCCUUCCUCAAUUGGAUCUGCCUCCACGACCUGGAGUUAUUAUCAGAGGCCCAGCGAUUCACCCUUAAGAUCUGUCUUAAAGAAUGAACCUGAGGAAAGCAUAAGCCCAGAGUUCCUUGAGUCUGAAGAAUCUCCUGCCAUCAAGAGUUUGCCUAGUGCUGCUUCUGAAGAGCUCCCAUUUAAAUUUAGCAACUUAACAAAUUCCAUUUAGUGGGAAAGCGUUCCAAUUCAAAGCUGUACAUAAGUGUUACAAACUUUAUAAAUGCAACAAUGCUACAUUUUUAGAUCAAUACAUGUCUGCCUAAGGUUUCUAACUUUUCAUCACAAAAAUAUAUUCUGCUUCAAAAUGGGAUUUUUUUUGCCAUGGGGGUGGGGUGGUCCCAUUUAAGGGGGGCCUGGGGAGCUCAGCAAGUAUUGACGAUGACUACCACCCCAGGAGUCCCGAGUUCGAAUCCAGGGAGUGCUGAGUGACUCCAGCCAGGUCUCCUAAGCAACCAAAUUGGCCCGGUUGCUAGGGAGGGUAGAGUCACAUGGGGUAACCUCCUCAUGGUCACUAUAAAGUGUAGUUCUCACUCUCGGUGAGGCGUGUGAUGAGUUGUGCGUGGAUGCCGCAGAGAAUAGCUUGAAGCCUCCACACGCGCUACAUCUCGCAGUAACGUGCUCAACAAGCCACGUGAUAAGAAUGAUGUCUCAGAUGCGGAGGCAACUGAGAUUCAUCCUCCGCCACCCAGAUUGAGGCAAGUCACUACACCACCAUAAGGACUUGGAGCGCAUUGGGACUUGGGCAUUCCAAAUUGGAGAGAAAAGGGGAGAGAAAAAAAAGGGAAAAUUUCAGCCAAAAUGGACACCUGGCUAAUACGGGACACUUGGCAAGCCUGUUUGGAGAUCUGUAUUUUAAGCCUGUGUAUGUUAUAAAACUGAGAAAAUUGGUGUAUUUGUUUUUUAGACAAGCUAUCAUAUUUACCUUAUUCACAGCAGCGCCAUCUUUGAUUUUUGAUGGGAAUGACAAUGAGAAUGUUAGGGAUAGCUGUAGUCUCUUUAAUGGUUGUACAGUGUUUAUGGAUCAUUUCACUGACGAAACAUUGAAAAAUAUCUUUCCAAGAAAUAUCAGUAAACAAAAAAACUGAAGUGAAAACUUCAUGUUGAGUUGUGGAAAAUCAGACGUGAUCUAGGAGAUUUUUGAUUGCAUUUUACAGUGCAGCCUCGUUUUAAUUUCCGUCAGAAAUCAAAGAUGGCGCAACUGUGAAUAAGGUCUUGUGUAAUGUCUGCCUGUGCAUUUAGAGAGCUUAUUUAUUUUUUUGAUUGGUUUUUCAUUAAAAUACACCACACAUGGUAUAUUUAGCUUUAACGAAUAUAACUGUAAGACUGAAUGUUUUUAAACAGCUAAACAUGACCAUUUUUUGUAAUAAAUUAUGAACUAUUAGCA